AUGGCGACAUGUAGUUUGGUUGCUGAAUCGGUGUGGAAAGACAUCGAGUCGACUCGUUCAGUGACCGAUGAUCAGCUCUCAAUGUCAGAAUAUAUGAUCUUGCAUUUUUUGUUUGGUAAAAACUUGGAAAGGGCGACGAGAAUAGUGGAUCAAAGAGGUGUUAAGAGGAUACUUGGUGAGCCCAGUGGGCGGACUAUCUUUCAGGUGGUGGGAGAAUCUAGGAGGAAGGAGGAAUAUUUUUGCUUUCCUGAACACUACUGUGCUUGUUAUUCCUUCUUCUAUGACAUAGUAAACAGAGGAGAACAGCUUUGUUGUAAGCAUCAAGUUGCUGCAAGACUUGCUGUGUCGGUUGGAGUAUGUGUUGAUGUUAAGGAGAUCAAGGACAAUUGCACCCGAGGCUCAACUCUGAAUUGGGCAUCGAUAAUAAGCUUAGAGGCAUCUCAUAAGCAGGACUUCUAUAAGGUGGUGGGAGAAUCUAGGAGGAAGGAGGAAUAUUUUUGCUUUCCUGAACACUACUGUGCUUGUUAUUCCUUCUUCUAUGACAUAGUAAACAGAGGAGAACAGCUUUGUGUGAGCUCUGCUUUUCUGCUUAUGCAUUUGCUUGAUAUUAGUAUGAUUUCAUUAAGGGUCCUUAAUUGUCCUUUGCUUCCUCCAUAUUACUGCAUUCUCGUCCAGUGUAAGCAUCAAGUUGCUGCAAGACUUGCUGUGUCGGUUGGAGUAUGUGUUGAUGUUAAGGUGUCUGAUGAGGAGCUAGCAUUACUGCUUUCUAAACUCUAG
Molecule: messenger RNA, 777 nt
Organism: Ilex paraguariensis (yerba mate)
Lineage: Eukaryota; Viridiplantae; Streptophyta; Magnoliopsida; Aquifoliales; Aquifoliaceae
Source: the annotation of a GenBank genome assembly